AUUGCCUUGGUUUUGAGAUAUCGAUUUUAAACUUUUUGUUUUCUCCCCAAGAAGCUACACAUUUGUCGAAACCACUGAUAUCUUGUAUUGAAAACUCUAAACGAUAUCUUCAUGAAAUUUGUCAUGGAUUAUUUCCAAGUAAACGGUACCAUCUCCGAACGGACGACGUUCUUUCUUGUUUACAUCUCAUUUCCGUCAAAGAUGUGAAAGUAUGUACAUAUGUUCCAACUUGCCAAGUACAAUAUGCAUACAUAUAUGCCUCUGCGUUUUGCCGUCAAGACCCCGCUGAGUAUACAAGUAGCUUUGCUUUUUACAUUAGAAAAUGAAAUAAAUUUUAACUCUUGAAAGUGUGUUUACAAAUUUUAAGUUAUUCUAAUAUAUCAUAAGCAAAAUUUUAAGUGUGCCAAAAGUUUAAAAACAUUCAAAAAAACAUUGAAAAGUAAAUAGCAAACCUUUAGCGGAGAGAAUAAUCAGCGAGCAUCGCGCCUUUUUUUUAGUUUAUGGAAAGCGCUUUCCAUUCUACACAGCUAAAGCUAGAGGAUCAGCAUAUUGAGUCAGGUGAAGGGGAAUAUUUUAGCAGCAACGCUAUCGAUCAACAAACGUCACAUAAUAGUUCGCAACGUUUGAUUCCGCUGACCCCACAAGUAGUUAACGCUAUGAUGGAAUUUAAUGGCUCCCAAUCAAGCACUAGCGUCUCGGAUAAAAACUUCUACAACACAUUCUCGAUAACUUGUUUGGUGCGCGAAGAAGUGCAAAACAUUUUGCAAGAACUAUGCGUUACCGAUCAGUUUAUACGCAAAGAAGAGAUCGACGCACUUAUAGAACGUUGCCUGCGUGAGAAAGUGCAUAUCGAGAGCAAAAGCCAAACGGUUAGUGCAGAAUCUUUGCCGGAAGAAAAUCAAGAAAUUGAAGUCACUGUUGAAAUGCUAAAUGAGACGGACAAGAAUAAGUUGAUCGUUGAGAAUUUCCAAAUACUCGAACAACGUAUUACCAAUUUGGAAGAACGUAUUUCUACCGUAUUGCAGACGGUGCCAAAAUUACGCCACUUGCAGGCGAAGAAAUUCAAAAUCAAUACAGAAGUCAUACGUGAGGAGUUGCGCAAUGUUAUGCAAAGAAUGGUCAUCGAUGAUGCUGCAAAGCCAGUAACGACCAACGAUGCAAAGACCACGUCGGAGAGUGAAGUCAAUGAAAAGAGCACUUUAGAAACGAUAAGUGAUGACAAAACCACCGAAACGAUUUCGGAAAACAAAGUGAAUCCCUACGAUGACAUGUACUACGCUGAGCGUCAAAAUGUUAUGAAUAUAUUGAAUUACAAAAAAUCCAAAGCCACUAUGGAACUUAAUCGCAGGCCAUAUUUAAGUCCACAUAUAAAACCGAUCGUCCGAGAAUUGGAGAAUAUCAAAUUUAAACCCAAACAAAAGGCAGCAUUUAUCACAGAGUAAAAUCGCUAUAUACAUACAUGUGUAUGUAGAUGAGUGAAGUUUCGGUGAUGCAUUUCAUAAAUCAAAUCAAGUCGAAUUUCUAUUAUAUUAAAAACAAAUAUUAGUUUAUUACCAAACAGUUAUGUGGAAAGCGAAAUAUAAAAAAUGCAAACCGCAAAAUAUUUAAAUGAAAUGUGUCCAUGCAUGUUUUGUAUAUGU
Molecule: messenger RNA, 1640 nt
Organism: Bactrocera dorsalis (oriental fruit fly)
Lineage: Eukaryota; Metazoa; Arthropoda; Insecta; Diptera; Tephritidae
Exons: 1
Coding region: 501-1442 (313 amino acids)
Source: RefSeq, a predicted model, not a curated record